AUGGGGAAUUCUGUCACUUUGGACAUACAAGGUGAAGGAAAAGUGAUUCGUAAAAAGAUUAAGGUGCUAAGAAGUGAUAAAGAAGGUGAAUAUGAAUCACCUUUUGCCAAGUUAUGCGCUCAACAUGGUAUAAUCCAUGAGACGACGUCAACUUAUUCUUCUAAACAAAUGUGUCUAGCAAAGCCUUUAAAACCACAAUAUGGAGGUGGAAUUGCGGUGAACACAGAAUUAGAUAAUGGAAUAGAAGGUUGGGUAGCAUUUGAGGAUUCUAAAAUUGAGUAUCGAGUAUCCUCCGACGAUGGCAACAACAAAUUUAUUGCAGCUCAUCAAAGAACUCGAGCAUUUCACAGUCCAUCUCAAAAUUUCUUCUUGGAGAAAGAUAAAAUCUACACUUUUUCGGCUUGGUUACAAGUUAGCAGUGGAAAUGCAAGCAUAUAUGCCAUAUUUAAAUCACCAUCUGGGUACCAUAAAGCUGGUAUUACAGUGGCUCAAUCAGGCUGUUGGUCUAUGCUUAAAGGCGGUUUAUCUAUGAACGUUUCAGAGUCUGCUCAACUCUAUUUCGAGAGCGAUAAUACAAAUACUGAGAUAUGGGUAGAUAGCAUAUCAUUACAACCAUUUACUUUAGACGAAUGGAGAUCUCACAUUGAUCAAAGUGUUGAGAAGGAACGUAAGAACCAUGUAAAAUUGCGGUUGGUAGAUGUUAAUGGAAAACCCUUAGCAAAUACACACAUCAAAAUAAGCCUAAGGGUGCCCCAAUUCCAAUUUGGCUGCGCCUCAAACAGUUACAUCUUAUCAAAUAGUGCUUAUCGACAAUGGUUUGCCUCUAAACGAUUUACAGUGACCACCUUUGAGAACGAGAUGAAAUGGUACAGUACCGAGCCAAAGUUUGUCGGUUCGUGGGCACAAUGUCUUAUGGGACGACCCCAAGUACCAGGUUUCGUGGCUCAAUUCACUCUCAGGAAAACAUUUCUAUCAAGCCGUCGUUAA
Messenger RNA from Impatiens glandulifera, 987 nucleotides. RefSeq names its product endo-1,4-beta-xylanase 5-like. The record is from RefSeq and is a predicted model, not a curated record. Gene Ontology annotation, molecular function: nucleic acid binding; hydrolase activity, hydrolyzing O-glycosyl compounds. Gene Ontology annotation, biological process: carbohydrate metabolic process. The coding region runs from base 1 to 987 and encodes 328 amino acids. The transcript has 7 exons. NCBI's taxonomy places the organism in Eukaryota, Viridiplantae, Streptophyta, Magnoliopsida, Ericales, Balsaminaceae.